Camellia sinensis is the source of this 990-nucleotide messenger RNA. Lineage: Eukaryota; Viridiplantae; Streptophyta; Magnoliopsida; Ericales; Theaceae. The record is from RefSeq and is a predicted model, not a curated record.
AUGCAUAAAGUUUUUUCCAUGAAAGAGUUGGGUUUUCUGAAUUAUUUCUUGGGCAUCUCUGUUCACACUUCUGCUGCUGGUUUCUUUUUGCAUCAAUCUAAGUAUGCCACUGAGAUCUUAGCCAAAGCUGGGAUGUCCCACUGCAAGCCCUAUGCCUCUCCCAUGGCUACUAAAUCCUCCAGCUUCCCCGACUCUGAUCUUCCUUUUGCUCAGCCUGCUUUGUAUCGCAGUAUUGUUGGGGCUCUUCAAUAUCUGACCAUUACUCGCCCCGACAUUGCUUUUGCUGUCAACUCUGCCUGUCAACAUAUGCACGCUCCUUUGGUUAGUCAUUUUCAUGCUGUCAAACGCUUAUUGCGUUAUUUAAAGGGAACUCUUGAUAAGGGACUUCAGUUUCAGCCAGGCCCUCUUGUUCUCACUGCCUAUUCGGAUUCCGACUGGGCUGGGAAUGCCAUUGACCGCAGGUCCACUACUGGAUUUUGUAUUUUUCUGGGUCCCAACUUGGUUUCUUGGUCUGCGAAAAAACAACCUACUGUUUCUCGCUCCUCCACUGAAGCUGAAUAUCACGCUCUUGCUCAGACUUCGGCCGAGCUUAGCUGGCUUGGCAUGCUUCUUCGGGAUCUUCACAUUCCUCUUGCCCCACCUACUCUAUGGUGUGACAAUCUCUCUGCCAUUGCCCUGUCUAGUAAUCCGGUUUUUCAUGCUCGGUCUAAACAUAUUGAAGUGGACUAUCAUUUUGUCCGUGAGCGUGUUGCUUCCAAACAGUGGCUUAUCAAACAUCUUGCUACUACUGACCAGAUUGCUGAUAUCCUCACCAAACCCCUUUCAGUUUCUCGGUUUCACUUUCUUCAACACAAACUUCUGGCUCAUUCUUCUCCUAUCAGCUUGACAGGGAAUGUUAAGCAACCUCAGUUGCAAACUUCAACUUCAAUACUGCAGAAGCAGCUGCACCAGCAUGACCAAACCAACUCCACCUCAUCUGAAGUCAGCUAG